Molecule: messenger RNA, 4541 nt
Organism: Anolis carolinensis (green anole)
Lineage: Eukaryota; Metazoa; Chordata; Lepidosauria; Squamata; Anolidae
Gene: cers3
Product: ceramide synthase 3
Exons: 12
Coding region: 146-1327 (393 amino acids)
Biological process (GO): ceramide biosynthetic process
Cellular component (GO): membrane
Molecular function (GO): sphingosine N-acyltransferase activity; DNA binding
Source: RefSeq, a predicted model, not a curated record
GAAUGGCAACUUUUCGUGGGUGGGUUGCUCAAGAAUUGGGAAGCAUGAACAGGUGAGGUGCUCACCACUGAGAAGGCGGUGGCGUACCUGCUCAUUCUUCGGGAGUAGCUGAAACAUCCUCUUCGGAACAAAACAUCAAGUGACAAUGCAACAUAUACUCACGGUCUUGAACAACUGGUUUUGGUGGGAGGACAUGUGGAUGCCCAGAAAUUGUUCAUGGGCCAACUUUGAAGAUCACAAUGGAUAUGUCUUUCCCAAACCGCAACAGCUAUUUGCCACAAUCCCAUAUGCUUUCGUGAUGUUGGCCAUUCGGUUCUUUCUUGAAAGAUGUUUUGCCAUUCCUCUCGCCAAUAUGUUGGGCAUAAAGAAAACAAGACGCAUCAAACCUCAGCCCAAUCCCACGUUAGAGGCUUUUUUCAAAGAGUGUAGAAAACCAUCACAGUCAGAGAUACGUGGAUUAGCCAAAAAGUGUAAUUGGACUAUGCACCUGGUAGAAAAAUGGUUCAGGCGGCGACGAAAUCUAGAAAUCCCAACUUUACACAAGAAAUUUCAAGAGGCUUGUUGGCGAUUUGUAUUCUAUACUACCUCAUUUACUGCUGGAAUUAUAUUUCUCUAUGAUAAACCCUGGUUCCAUGAUAUCUGGCUGGUGUGGCUGAACUAUCCAUUUCAUUCAGUUCUGCCAUCCCAGUAUUGGUACUACAUGCUUGAGAUGAGUUUUUACUGGUCGUUGCUGUUUACUCUUGGAAUCGACACCAAAAGGAAGGACUUUAAAGCCCACGUGGUCCACCACUUUGCAGCCCUGGGUCUGAUGUUCUGCUCCUGGAGCGCCAAUUACAUCCGACUUGGAACGCUGGUGAUGAUUGUCCACGACUUCGCCGAUAUUUGGCUGGAGGCUGCUAAGAUGUUCAACUACGCUCGCUGGGAGAAUACCUGCAGUGUCCUUUUUGUCAUCUUCUCCAUUGCAUUCUUCAUCACACGACUCAUUCUCUUUCCUUUUUGGAUCCUACGGGCUACACUAUAUUAUCCUGCACUUUAUACAGACACACUUGUCCCAGCCUACUUCUUCUUCAACGUACAGCUGUUGAUUCUACAAGGUCUACAUAUCUACUGGGCAUACUUAGUUUUCAACAUUCUGAAGAAAUUCAUUUUUGUAAAGGUGCUCAGGAUUCCUAUCCCAGCUUGGGCUAAUAUAAGCAAUGAUAAGAAUGUGAAAGAUGACAGGAGCGACGAAGAGGAGGAAGACUCAUUCAGCGAUGCCGAAGAGGAGUACAUGAAAAAUGGACACAAGAACGGAUCAAGCCAUCCUCUCCUGAACAACAAUCAUUAGCGCGUUGCCAGUACCGUUUCCCCGCGGCGUUGCUUGCUGUGUCCGUAAACCAUCCUGCAGCCGAGAGCUUAGCGUCAACAUCUUAACCAGAGUCCAUGAUUGAUUUUAUUGCCGGUCACUAGAGCUGGAAGAGAGCCCAGUUUUUUACAAGAGCGAAAAUAAUUUGCUUAACUCUACAAUAUGUGUUUAAUGGCCCUCUUCUGAAUACACUACAUAAGGGCAUACAGCAAACAUGACCUUUUCAACUUUUUCAGUGCUCAGGAUGGUCUUGGGAUAUUGUGGUUUAGAACUGAAUUGACAUUCACAUUUUGGUAACAGCCUUUGUAUAGUUUUUGCCAAGCCUGUAAUGUUUUAGCUUGAUUUGGGAAGUAUGGAAUGAGGACAAAUUCCACGGACGAAUGGUUUUUAAUGCAGGGGAAAACCAUGCUGGUGGAAUUCCUUAAGUAAAAUGUUAAGUAUUGUCAUUGGGCUUCACGUCUUUAUGAGAUGCUUCUCUGAGUAUUGGAUCUAUGUUCUUCUUGGUGGAGCUGUGUGAAGGAAGAAGUCAUCAAGAGCAGGCUCUAGCAAGGUCCUCCGUGCUGUUUUUCACUAGACAGAUCUAUCUAUCUGUUUGAUAAUGAAUGGGAGUAAUAGAAGAGUUUGUGCAUUGGAAGAAAUAUUCUGUGGAUGGAUAGAAUGAAGAGGGCUAUGAUACCUGCCUGGCAUGUUGUAUCCAACAAGCUUGAAUAUGAUCUUUAUGUCUCCCUUUCCUGCUCAUCUGUCCUUCCACCUUGGAGCUGCAGGGAUGGCAGCCACCCACUUUUGAAAAAACAAUGGCAGUUUAUUCUUUUUGGAAUAAACAAAAGAAGUUGGUAGAUCCCAGAAUCCAUGUUCAGUCUUAUCUAACCCAGAGCCGCCUUCCCUUGUUGGCUCACGGAGGCCAAAGCACCAACAGCACUGACAUAUCAAUUGCAGCCCAAUAAAACCUCUUGCUUUACUAAUGUUGGGUCUGUGUCAGCGGUCAUGAAAGGAGGGAUUAGGGAUGAAGCCGGGAGUCAAGAGUCUGGGAAAAAACUACAUAGGAAGGCUUUGGUACUCAAGCAUAGUCCCACCUCAUGCUGGAGAUGCCUUUUAGUCUCUUGUGUGCUGGAGGCUCAAGCGGACAUUCAGAGUACAAUGUUCCCUCACUUAUCGCGGGGGUUAAGUUCCAGGACCACCAGCGAAAAGUGAAAAUCCACGAAGUAGGGACGCUAUAUUUGUGUUGUGUUUAAGUAGCGUCUCUGUCCUCUCCUCACCUCUCAAGCACGCACAUGCAUGCUUCUGUUGCUGCUGCUGCCUUGUGAGGAGAAAACAAAGUUGUUUCAGCCUCCUUUUCUCUUCCUUCCUUAGGUUUCACCUUAAGAAUGAAGUAGAAAGAGAUUUAUAAUAGUAUUUUAUGAUUUAUACUAUUAUUUUAGUGUUUAUUAAAAACCCGCGAAAAUGCGGGGACUGAAAAGUGAACUGCAAAGUAGCAAGGGAACACUGUAUUUCACCAAUCCCGGGAGAUGGUCCAAACAGCUUGCUUAUACUCAAGGCACCGGCAUGCAUGCCUCGAAGUGCCCAACUCCAUCCUUUUUAGCUAAGCAUGCCCAGCUUGAGAAACACUAUUCCUCUCUCCUACAGGAAAGGAGAUUCCACCUGAACAUUAGGAAGAACUUCCUCACAGUGAGAGCUGUUCAGCAGUGGAACUCUCUUCCCCGGGCUGUGGUGGAGGCUCCUUCUUUGGAGGCUUUUAAGCAGAGGCUGGAUGGCCAUCUGUCGGGGGUGCUAUGAAUGCGAUUUCCUGCUUCUUGGCAGGGGGUUGGACUGGAUGGCCCAUGAGGUCUCUUCCAACUCUACUAUUCUAUGAUUCUAUGGUUUCUUGCAAUUAAGGCUGUCCCUAAGCUCUAAGAAGCUUUCUAUGGGUACUAAAGAUUAGCAACGUUGCUGCACUGUCGUUGUUGACAGUACAUAUCACACAGAUUGGCAAAUUGAUGAAGCUAUGCUAAUGAAAAAAAUUGUGAUAUUAAUGGUGCUCACCAUGGUGUGCACCCACUAUCAAUGAUAAUGUGACUGUAAUUGGAUAGGUGAGUGGAGUGACAGAGUCCUAAACAAUUAUGUAGGCAAAUGUAUGGAGAGCCUUCAUAGGUCUUGGUCUGUAUUGCCUCUUUUGUGGGCCAUCUCUGCCAGGGAAGUAGCAUACUUAAGAAGCCAAGCCAUUGUUUUUGGUUUCUUGGUGGUUUUGUACCAUCAUUUUGAAAUGAGUGUUCUGUAAAACUACCUCGUUUCCCUUUAUCUGGAAAAUCUCCCUUCCAAUCUGGGAUUUAGCAGCGUGGCACCAUCCAGAUGCUUUAGGGCUAUCAGUCUUAUCAUAUGGCAUAGCCAAUUGUUGGAAGUUGCAAUGCAAACCAUCUUGAGGGUAUCUGAUGUGCUUAUGGCUGCCCUCAUCUGUUCUGUAAGGAAGCUUUGGCCCUUGUUGGAGAAAUCCUUCAUAAGUAAGGACAUGUUCAAUCUUUAUGUUAACAAAGCCCUUAGUGGAAUGGGAGAAAGUUUUCAAUAUAGAUAUUAAAAUUUGUAGAUAUUCUCAGUUUGAAUCAUCCUGGUGACUUUUCACUUUUAGUGGCUUAUUUUUCCCCAAAAUAAUGUUUGGCAAAUAAUUAGAAAUAUUGCACCAAGACUUUCCAGUUGCUAAGCACCAGAGUCCUGCAAAGGCAAUGUCACACAGGAUCCAUACACUCUGUAUUCUGGGUUGUUGUAUGUUUUUCGGGCUGUAUGGCCAUGUUCCAGAAGUAUUCUGGUAGCCUGAUAUGCCUUCUCUCUACCUAACAUGGUCUGGAAGGUUAUAAGGAGGGAGUAAGGGACUAGGUAUGUUUUUGCCUGGAGAGGAGAAGGAUAAGCCAUGUUUAUAACAUCUGGAAGAUGGAGCCAACUUGCUUUCAGCUGCUUCAGGGACAAAGACAUUGAGCAAUGGAGUCAAACUGCAAGCAAAAAAAGAUUCCACCUAAACAUUAGGAAGACCUUCCUGACGGUCAGAGCUGUUUAUGACAGUUUAAGAUGUUACUCCUCUGGAGGUUGGAUGACCAUCAAUUGGGAGUGCUUUAAUUGUAUAUUUCCUUGUGAUCUCAAUCUGUGAUUUCAUGUUUUUCACCAUAUAGGGCUUUACUUGAAUCUCAUUUGGGGACGACGACAGAAUUUCAAUAAAAUGAUUGAUUGGUUG